CUAAUUUCGACUGGAAAAAUAUCUUGAAAAGGGUUUAGGUUAUAAUAGCAAUCGCUCUUCUGAAUAUGGGCGAAUCCACCAUGAAAGGGUUUGAAUUUAUCGAUAGUAGUGAUGCGUCAGACAUUCCAAGACACCGUUGCUUUAGCAGGAUUAGCGUCGAGGGAUAUGACACUUCGCUUUAUGCGUAUGAUGUCAAGCUCGCGUUGAGAAAACAUUUCUCUUCAUGCGGAGAUGUCACAUAUGUUAAUGUCCCCAAAAACUUUGAAAAGGGUACCCUCCACAGAUAUGCCUUCCUGCAUAUUGACGGAGAAGGUGCCUUAGAGAAGGCGUUGCAACUUAGUGGAAGUGACGUGAAGGGCGCUGGAUGGCGUGUAUUCGUUAAGGAGUCACCGAUGCCGUGUGGGGGAAUAAACAGGGAUCCUCAUACCGCUGAGUCAAUCAAACACGCGCGUUCAGAACGCACGUAAUUAAUACCAUCUCUCUUUUCUUUUCUUUUUUUUUAUGUGUUGUUGUUAUCGUUGUUGUCAUGUUGAUCAUAUCAUCACUAACUAUAGAUGGUGUAAGCAAAACUGUUAGUAUCGUAGUCAGGGGAUUUGACACUUCGCUCCCUAAGAUUGAUAUCCAGAUCGGGCUGAGUAAAUACUUCUCUUCAUGUGGAGAGGUCCACUUUGUUUCGGUUCGCCUC
This is a messenger RNA of Camelina sativa (false flax), 685 nucleotides long. The record is from RefSeq and is a predicted model, not a curated record. Lineage: Eukaryota; Viridiplantae; Streptophyta; Magnoliopsida; Brassicales; Brassicaceae.